Molecule: messenger RNA, 225 nt
Organism: Dentiscutata erythropus
Lineage: Eukaryota; Fungi; Glomeromycota; Glomeromycetes; Diversisporales; Gigasporaceae
Source: the annotation of a GenBank genome assembly
AUGGUGUUAAAAUAUCAAAUACCAAUAAAAUUUUGGUUAAAGUACUUUCUUCGUCGAUUUAUGCGUAUAUACCCACCAUAUGCGAUCCUUUUACCAUUUAUUGCAUAUAACGGCUUCAUAGGAAAUGCAUAUAAAAAUUUUAUGGAUCCAUCGACUUUAAUUUCGCAUCUAUUUUUUCUAGCGGAUCAUCAUUUGAUUUUUUGGACUAUUCCUAUAGAAUUAAAG